AUGCCAGUUCCUAGUGAUAGUCAAGUGGCAGAGGUGGUAGUGACAUUUGAAGAUUUCAAAACUCUUCAUGAACCUCAGCUAAGAACUACAGGUGUUCCUGAAAUAUAUUGGAAAACUUUGUUUACCAAACUCACAAAACAGAUAUAUGAUGCUGGAAGAAGUUUUCAGAUAUUAUGUGUUGAAUUAGAAAAUGAAGAGAAUGAAGUUAAAGAAAUUAAAUGGAAAGUUGUAGUGAUUAAUGAAGAUGGUUGUAAGACAAGUGAUGAGAAUCAAAUUUAUCUGGUGGAUCAUGCCUGGACUUAUAAAGUUAAAGAAGCUAGGAACCAUCUGAUCAAUAUACCUUGUCUAUUAGAGAGAAUGGUAGAUCUGAUGGAGAUAUCAAAAGAAAACCAAUCAAAAGAUGAUAUGAUCAACAAUGUAUUAUCUGAAAUGUGGAAAUAUAAUCAAACCUUUAGCUUUGGAAAUACUGAAUUGGGUUCAGAAGAAUCUUUACCAUACUGGUACAUUAUGGAUGAAUUUGGUUCUAAAAUACAACAUUCUGAUAACCCAACAUUUAAAAUGGAACCAUUUUUCUUUUCCUAUCAAAAUAUUUCAUUUACAUUACUAUGGCCAAUUGUUGAUAGCAAAAAAGGCGAUGAUGUUACAAGAAAUUAUGUUGAAAAUACCAGUGAUCCAUUGAUUCAGAAGGCUAAACUAAUACCAUGGAGAUAUGAGAAUAUGACUACUAUAAAUUGUAAACAAGAGGAGCCUGAUGACUCUUACUUUAUUAGUCAUCGAGUGAAUGAAAGUCUUCCAAACCCAACAGCUACUUAUCCUGAUCUACCUAAAGAUAGAAGUAUUAAAGUUUAUAUGGAGUAUAAAAAUUUGGCUGAACAUUUGACAGAUCCACGUUUUGAAUUAAUCGAUAAUACAGCAGAUGCUGAUAUAUUAUGGUUAAAUCAACAUUAUAAAGAUUUCAAGGGUCUAAGUGAAGAGUUACCAGGGGUGUAUAUUAAUCAGUUUCCUAUGGAAUAUGUUUUAACAGUAAAAGAUAUAAUGGCUAUUGUAAGUAGAAGAGCAGCUAAACAUGAUGAGGUAUUCCCAUCUUCACCUACAUGGUUACCAGUAACCUACAAUUUAAAAACAGAGUUACCUCAAUUUAUAUCUUAUUAUCAGCAAAGAGAAGAAAGGGGACUAGAUAACCAUUGGAUUUGUAAACCAUGGAAUUUGGCUAGAUCUUUGGAUAUGCAUAUAACAAAAGACAUUAAUUAUGUAGUAAGAUUAGCUGAUUCAAGUCCUAAGGUAGCCUGUAAAUAUAUUCAUGAUCCAGUUUUAUUCUUUAGAGAAGAUGUUGGUCAAGUGAAAUUUGAUUUUCGUUAUAUUGUUUUAUUAUCUGGUGUACAACCUCUCAAACUUUAUGCUUAUCAAGUAUUCUGGCUUCGAUUUGCUAACAGAUCCUACUCUUUAGAUAAUUUUGAUGAUUAUGAAAAACAUUAUACUGUAAUGAAUUAUGAUGACGAUGCAGAUUUAAAACAGAUCCAUUAUGAUGAAUUUAUACCUAUGUUUAAUGAACAAUAUUCAAUGUAUCCAUGGGAAGAUAUACAGAAAGAUGUAUUUAAAAUGAUGAGAGAAUUAUUUGAGGCUGGUAGUAAUAGUCCUGCCCCACGUGGUAUUCAACCUUCACCCCAAUCCAAGGCUAUGUAUGCAUUAGAUAUGAUGUUAAGUUGGGAAGUUAAUGAACAAGGUGAAAAGUAUGUACAACCUCAAAUAUGUGAAGUAAAUUAUGCACCAGAUUGUGAUAGAGCUUGUUUAUAUCAUCCUUUCUUUAUUAAUGAUGUUUUCAGUGUUUUAUUUUUAAAUGAAACUGAAAAUAAACAUGUUAUUUCAAUUUAA
Molecule: messenger RNA, 1872 nt
Organism: Lottia gigantea (owl limpet)
Lineage: Eukaryota; Metazoa; Mollusca; Gastropoda; Lottiidae
Exons: 13
Coding region: 1-1872 (623 amino acids)
Biological process (GO): protein modification process
Source: RefSeq, a predicted model, not a curated record